Molecule: messenger RNA, 867 nt
Organism: Candida albicans SC5314
Lineage: Eukaryota; Fungi; Ascomycota; Pichiomycetes; Serinales; Debaryomycetaceae
Gene: YPT7
Product: Ypt7p
Exons: 1
Coding region: 1-867 (288 amino acids)
Biological process (GO): regulation of vacuole fusion, non-autophagic
Cellular component (GO): fungal-type vacuole membrane; vacuole; phagocytic vesicle
Molecular function (GO): GTPase activity; GTP binding
Source: RefSeq, a predicted model, not a curated record
AUGUCAAAACAUCGUUUAACAAAUAACAAGAAUAAUACCAAUGGCAUUUCGAAACCAUCCUCAAAUUCAGUAUCAGUGGAAAACAGCAGUACAAAUAACCCAAAAGCUGGUCCUACACCGACAUUGAAGGUUGUUUUGUUAGGAGAUCUGGGUGUGGGUAAAACUUGUUUGAGAUCUCAAUUUGUACAUCAUGUAUUUACCAACGCAUACAAGGCAACUAUUGGAGGUGAUUAUUUGACAACAUCAGUUGUUCUACCCCAGCAAAUACAACAAUCACAAUUAUCGUCAUCGACUUCAUCUUUGGACAUUAAAUCAAACUUUGCAACUACCAGACUACCGAGUACGAAUACAAAAGUCAAUUUACAAAUUUGGGAUACAGCAGGUCAAGAACGAUUCAAUAGUAUAUCUCAAGCAUUUUAUCGAGGCACAGAUGUAUGUGUUUUGGUUUAUGACGUUACGAAUUACGAGUCAGUACUAAGUAUAAGAGAUUGGUUUAAUCGAUUUAUGGAGCAUUGUCAUGUCGAAUUUCCUGGUAUUGUGAUUGUGGGAAAUAAAUCAGAUAAAUCAACCGACCGAUGUGUUGAUUUGAACGAAAUAAAAGAUAUUGUUACGACAAAUACAACUUUUGCCAAUGUGGGUGAUUACAUUGAUGAUUGGGAUAAUUCAUUAAUGGAAAUAAGUGCUAAGCGUCUAGAAUUAGUCGAAGAGUUGUUUGUCAGAGUUGCAAAAAUUGGUGUUGACUUGUUAAUGGGUAAUAAAGGUGAUAACAAAAGAAGAUUGCAACAAUUUGAUAAGAUUGAUUUGAGAGAAACACAUAAUAGAAUAAAUGACAAUACUACUAGUACAUCGUCGAGCUGUGCUUGUUGA